Molecule: messenger RNA, 1074 nt
Organism: Bombus huntii
Lineage: Eukaryota; Metazoa; Arthropoda; Insecta; Hymenoptera; Apidae
Exons: 2
Coding region: 73-507 (144 amino acids)
Cellular component (GO): respiratory chain complex IV; mitochondrion
Source: RefSeq, a predicted model, not a curated record
AUUAUAAAUUAAUUUAUUAUAAAUAGUAUAUUUUAUUUAUGUACAUGAAUUAAGUUAUGGAUAUAAAAUAUAAUGGAUUCUGAUAAAAACAAUGAAAAUAAUAAAAUUAAUAUUUCGGUUGAAAUGAAAACUACUUCUCAAAAAAGAGAUGAAGAUAAUAUGUAUGAUACGAAUGAUACAAAUCUAAUGAUUGAUAAUAUCGCAACAGAUGAAAGAAAACCGAAGAAAAAGAUAACUAUAACUGUAGACGAAGAUGAUCCAUGUCUUAAACAGGAAGACAAAAAAAGACAUGUACGAUUUGUAUUUCCUGGUGAAGAUCCAAGAUUUCAACAACAAAAUCAAACAUUACGCUGUUGGGUAAUGUACCAUGAUUUCUAUCGUUGCGAGCGUACUUUAGGAGAGGGAUCAGACGUAUGCACUUGGUUUAAACAAGUCUUUACAUCUAUAUGUCCAAGGGAAUGGAUUAGUCGAUGGGAUGAACUUAGGGUUAAGGACAAAUUAAUCUAACACAAAUAUAAAAAUCAAGGGAAAUUUCCUAGUAACAAAUAUAGAGUUUAGGAAGAUUGUAUAUUGUUUUCUAUGGCUAAGGGAUAUAAACUUAAGUUUAAAAAUAAAUAAACUCGCAAUUAGAAAAAAAUAUUAAUCUUUUAUUAUACAGGUACAAGACUUUUAUGAGGUAACUUAUAUAGAAGUAUGAAAUGAAUAUUUGUUGCAAUGCCCGACGUUGGCCAGUCAUUCGGCUGCCUUCAACAAUCGGUCAACAAUAUCUUCUUUCUCUUUUACAUUAAUCACACUAGUUACUUGCAGUUCAUAUAUGACACUUUUUACAUAUGUAAAAAAUAAACACUUGCAGCAAAUUUUCUUUAAAUUUUCGUUAGAAUAGAAGCUUGAAAUAGCACAGUAUUAAAAAUUUUGCUUUUUUUAAAAUUUAUGAUCUUAUAUAAUAAAAUUGCUACUUUAAUUUGUGCACAAACUCUUGCCGUGAUGAAGAUAACUUACCAUCUUCGGGUGUUACUUCUGCUUGUUAACAGCUUCCAUCUAUGUGGGAUUUUGCAUUCUCAGAAAUAGUAGUAU